Cyclospora cayetanensis is the source of this 2376-nucleotide messenger RNA. RefSeq names its product atherin. The transcript is spliced from 10 exons. NCBI's taxonomy places the organism in Eukaryota, Apicomplexa, Conoidasida, Eucoccidiorida, Eimeriidae. Gene Ontology annotation, molecular function: histamine receptor activity; RNA binding. Gene Ontology annotation, biological process: G protein-coupled receptor signaling pathway. The coding region runs from base 1 to 2376 and encodes 791 amino acids. Gene Ontology annotation, cellular component: membrane. The record is from RefSeq and is a predicted model, not a curated record.
AUGGGAUCAGACGGCGAUUCGGAUGCUGCUGCCGCUAUGGGCGGCGACCAUGCAGCAGGAGCAGCGGCAGCAAGUGCAACAAAGACGGGUGCCGCUGCCGCUACAACGCUGACACAGUUGGCUGCUGCGUGCGUCGAGAGCGAUGAGGAGGGGGAGAUUUCCGAUGAAGACGAAAGCGAGACUCUCGAGGAUGCAGAGCCUGAGGCAGCGGCGGCAGCAGCAGUUGCAACGGCAGCGGCGGCUGCAGCAGCAGGGCACAGCGGCAGCAAUAUCGUCGAUCUUUUGAACGCUCCUCUCACUCUGAAUGUUGCUGCGGCAGAAACUACUUUGCGGCAGACUUGCGGACCGGCUUUGGUGCACGUCGCAGCUUCCCCCUCUCUGGGGGGAGACGCACUGCAGAUUUCACUGACUUUCAGCAACAGUCUCGCGGCAGCGGCUGCAGCGGCAGCACUCAACGGCCGAAAGGCGUGUCAUAGGGUUCUUCGAGCUACCGUGUCGGAAGGUCCCUCCCGAUCUGCAGGCAGCAGUAGAGCGACGUGCAGAGGCCUCCUCCUCCCCCACACGACGUCGCCUGCUGCUGCGGCAGCUGCAGCUGCAGCAGCUACAGCAGCUACAGCUGCCACAGCUGCUACGGCAGCCGCUACGGCAGCUGCAGCUCAGGGGACCUUCAGAUCCCUCCCCUCACCGCUUCCAAGUCAGCAGAAACAGCCCCCCCCCCCACCUCCCACCGGUUCCGCGCUGCAAGGCAGCAUGAAAGCCGUCCUUCGACCGCGACAGCAGAGUGCUCGAGGCGGCUUAUUGCCAUCACCUGCAGCAGCAGCAGUAGGCGCAGUCGGAUCUGCAGGGAACCCCUCGGCUAUAGGUGCGCCUGCAAGGGUGUGCCUCACGCCAAGGCAGGGGGAGCCGUGGGGGCACUCACCAGCGACUCCUGCAGUGCCUGCAAGUGCUGCUGCUCCUGUAGAGCAGGAAGUCGGUGCAGCUGCUGCUGCUGUCGAUUUGCGGGGACGGCUGCAACGCGUCAGCCACUGGGCCGAGGGGCAGCCAAUCGAAACGCAAAUGGAAGACUUCAAACAGCUGCAUGCACGAUUUAGACACACAAUUCGAUACUUGCUACUGUCUAAUCUGCCUCCCCGACUGCAGCAGCAGGAGGCCCUUUUAGAGUGGCACCGCCAAGUGGUAGAGCAGCCCUUGGAGGUUCAUAUUGAGCUGAUUAAGCCUCAUCAGGCGAAGCAGCAAGAAGAGGAAGAGGGUCAAAGUGCUGCUGUGGAGGCAUCGGCGAAUUCCGAGUCGGGCACUGCUGAGGCGGCGGCAGCGAAGACGCAAGGGAAGGCCGCUGGAGAAGCGGCAGCAGGGGAGGCUGCAGAGAAGGAGGCAGCGGCAUCGCAAGCUGGCAGUCAGGAGGCGAGCGCUGUCGGCGACACAAACACUGAGGCUGAAAGCGCAAGCGUAGAAGAAGUUGUGGAGGCAGCAGCAGAACUGCAGCAGAAUUCCGACGGAGUUGUUGUAGAGCCUGCAGGACCGCGCAAGCCUAAUGCUGUGCUAUGGGUUGGAAACUGCAGAGACUUGCGACCUCAACAUCUGGCGGAAACACGCCGUCUUUUUGCGUCUUUCGGACCGCUGGACCGCUUUCAGUUUUUGCUGGAGAGAGGCUGCGGCUUCGUGCAUUAUUCGGAUACACGAGAUGCUGUCGAGGCACGAAAUCAUCUGCAUGGCUAUACCGUAGGAGGCGUUUCGCUGAAUGUUGACUUUUCUCCCUCGGGUCAGGCACUCUUCCAGACGAAGAAGGAGGCGCCUCAGAGGCCUCGAGAGGAGAGGCGCAGGGGGCCCCCUAUCUACGUGCAGCAGCAGCAGCCUCGAAGGGGGGCCUUUCACCCCGAGGAUUUGGAGGGCCCUUACGGGGGCCCCUACGGCCCUCUGGAGGGGAGGGAGCGGGAGCAGUGGCAUAGGCAGCCGUCAGAGGCCUCUCCCGCAGCGGCGAGGGAGAGACGCGAGGGUGGAAGCGGCAGCGGCGAAGGGAAUGCAGACACCUCCUAUCGUGGCGGCAGCUCCAACAAUGCAGCAACGAGUGACUUGCUCUCGCUUCUGCGGCAGCGACUGAUGAGUGGCUCUGGGGGGGGGAGCGCUCCUACGACCACGGGGGCCCCCAAGGAUGAAGGAGGGGGGGACGGCAAGCGGGGUGGCUCGACUGCAGCAGGAGGAGGGGCAGCGCUCGAGAAGGAAAGCGACGGAAAGGAUCCGCUGCUCAGCAGCAAACAUCGCGCCACACCUCGCAGCAGUCGGAGUCGCAGCGCUUCAAGGACGGAACGAAGGCUGCGCGGGGGGAGGCGACACAGAAUCCUCACCUUUUAUCAGUCCGCGGGGUUUUUGCGCCACUAA